GAUAACCAUCCCACUACAAGAACCAGUCAUAAUGAAGCUCAGCUCAGCGACUCUGUUCUCACUCAGGCUGUGUAUUUCCAUUCUCUGUGCUGUGCUUCUGCUUGUGAAAUGCAGCAUCACUUCUCCUUGAGUCUACGAGGCUACAGAAAACAACAAAAAGGAAAGAGCCCCGUCCCACCAUGGAGAAACCUGGCAGGGCUAAGUGGACGUGUGUUGUGGUGUGUCUGUUUCUUCCUCAUAUAGUAAAGCCAGAAAGUGGUGAUGGAUAACAGCACCUCUCCUAGAGCUUGGAUCAGCUGCCACACUAUCUACUGGAAUAAGUCGCAUUUUCUGGGACCACACCUGCAUACUAAAAGUGAGGGCUGCCACAAGUGACUUCUUACCAGACCUGCAGUACCCAGUGCUCUCAUGUGCACUACAGACUUCACUAUGUGUAAAUACUAUUGUUAAGAACGAGGGAAUGCCAAUUUAAUCUGUUCUACGUAGAUAGGACUGAUAUUAUGCUAUAACCCUUUUAAGUCAUUGUUUUCUAGUCCCGCUUAUGCAAUGUGAGCGAACAGUCAUAAGAACAUAAAAACGGCCAUACUGGGUCAGACCAAAGGUCCAUCUAGCCCAGUGUCCUGUCUUCUGACAGUGCCCAAUGCCAGGUGCCCCAGAGGGAAUGAACAGAACAGGUAAUCAUUAACUGAUCCAUCCCUUGUCACUCAUUCCCAGCUUCUGGCAAACAGAGGCUAGGGACGCCAUCCCUGCCCUACAAGUCAGGCUUGGGGGCCAAGACAGAGGGCCAAGGACUUAAGCAGCGUUGCCCAAUAACUCUCCCUGGUUCCAGUAAAUACACUUUUGACCUCUUGAAUUGCACUGGUUUUAAAUAUUUGUGCUUAGGGCACUGGGUGAGAGCAAUAUGCAUAAUCUGCAAACUUAUUUAUGUGUAACUAAUGAAAACAAAAGUGAAAAGAUUUUUAAUGAUGUAGCUAAAUUACUUUUAUAGCAAAAAUAAACUCCUUGAAGAAUGUGCUCCUCUCAAUCACACACAUACACUCUUUCUCUCUCUCUCUUUCAGUCAUACGCACACACUGUUUCUCUCUUUCUCUUUAAACUGUCUGAGCAAAAGGGUGUAACAGUUGCCAGCACCAGUAAUGACCUAAUGCUGGCUUCACAUGACGUGCCUGGGAGGAGACAAUCAGCUGCUCGCUUAUAGACACACCUCCCUCUUCCUUUGCCUGAGGAUGUGAUAAAGGGACCGACAGCAGCGGUGAAGGGCAGGGAAUUGAGUUCUGGAUUGGGCUCUGGCCAGCGACCCAGGGCCCCCUUCUAGGCUGCAGCCAGCAGGAGGUGAGAUUGUUGUUCCAGCAGCUGACUCUCAGCCUGUGUUGAUGCCAGAGGGAUCAGGAGAGGAGGGCUAAGGGAAAGGAGCUGCUGUCACUUCCACAACGGUCUCCUUGCUAACACUUAUCACGAACAUGGGAAUUAGCUUUCAACUAAAGAAUGUCUCAUGGAAGCGCCCCCGCCCCCCGGAGAUGCUUUUUGCUGUGGCAGCGCCGGCCAGCGGCAUAUGAAGACUGGAUCAAAACUUGUGGUCCUUUGCCAGGAAACUCUACAAAAGCAGCUCCCACCAGAGGGAAUAUUAGCAUCAUAAAGAUGAAGGGAGAUGCUGCACGUUCCACGGGGGGCUCACGGCAGAAGCAGGCGGGGAAGCUCUGGGACUCUAUGAAGACAACUGGCUUCAUACUGGGCACUGGCCUGCUGCUGUUUGCUGCCUUCAGGAACUCUGUCACCUGGCACUUGCAGAAGUUCUGGGGGGCUUCGGGCAAUUUCUGGCAGGCACAAUGGGAGAAAGUUCUCCACCUGCUUGGAGGAAACCAGUGGGCAAUUUUCCUUCUAGGCACGGCCUUAGUUCCAAGCCUUGUUUACUGGUGCUUCAAUGGACUCCUGAUGGUGGCAGAUGGGACCGGAAAGCCCAAUUUCAUCACCCGGUACCGAAUUCAGUUGGGCAAAAACGACCCAGUGGAUCCAGCGAAGCUGCGGCAGGCUGUUCACACAGUGCUGUUUAAUCAGGUUUUCAUCUCUCUCCCAAUGAUGGUGCUCAUGCUCCCCAUCAUGAAGUGGCGCGGAAAGCCCUGCAGUGAGGAACUACCCACCUUUCACUGGUUCCUCCUGGAGCUGUCCAUUUUUACCCUGGUGGAGGAAAUUCUCUUCUACUAUUCACACCGGCUUGUUCAUCACCCGCUUCUGUACAAGCGCAUACACAAGAAGCACCAUGAAUGGACCGCUCCCAUUGGUGUAGUCUCCCUCUAUGCUCAUCCGGUCGAGCACUUGUUUUCCAACAUGUUGCCUUUGCUGGUGGGUCCGAUAAUCCUGGGAUCCCAUGUUGCUUCCAUCAUGGUGUGGCUCUGCCUUGCUAUUCUGACUACAUCCAUCUCGCACUGCGGCUACCACCUGCCUUUCCUCCCCUCGCCGGAGUUCCACGACUUUCACCACCUCAAGUUCAAUCAGUGCUACGGAGUCCUGGGGGUGCUGGACCGCCUGCAUGGAACAGACACGCUCUUCAAGCAAACCAAGGCCUACGAGAGGCACGUCAUCCUGCUGAGCCUCACCCCUCUCACAGAGAGCAUUCCCGACUCACCCAAGAAAGCCAAGUGAACCCGCCUCCCCUGCGGCUUGCACGGGGGAAUCAUGAGAGCUAGGAACCAUGAUUAUGCCAAGUAAUUUUCUAAUGAGAAGCAGGUUAUUGUUCAUCCUAAGUAUCAAAGACAAAGCGGAACCGUAACCCGUGGCUGGUGACAUUUGAACUCGCUUCCCUUCAGUCCCCCCCAGCCUGGAGUGCAGAGCUCAGCUCCAGGCAGCAGCCCUACAGGUGGGGAGCCUCCUGAAGUGAGCGUAGGGUUUUUUUUAGUCACUUGGAUCAAGCUGCCCACAGACUGCCCCAUGCAGGUUUCCUUCCAGCCCCACAGAAAUGGCUGCUGUUCAGAUCUCCCAUUUCCUGCUUGAGGCUUUUGGACCCAGGACGAAAUCUCACCUGCAUUGCAUGGGGAGUCGCAGGGGAAUUCAAGAGCACUGCGCUCCAGGCAUUCAGCCUGGCCUGAUCUCAUCCCAGCACUCUGGGCCUGGGAGAAUCAACCCAAACACCCCAUGGAAACACGCUUGUUGGGGCAAUGUGGCCCUUCGUAACCACUUCACCAGCACCAUCAGCCUUGAGAGCUCAACAUCCCACAGUACGGUUACUCCCCAUACUUAUGAAAUAAGGGCUUCAAGCUUCAAACCAUCACUGAUCACCAGCAAGGGUCAGGCAGAUGCUACCCCCACACAGCACAGUGCUACAUUACUGGGAGCACGACACAGGUUUUAUCAUUUUAACAAUUAAUAUGGAGGAUGAAACCAAAAUGCAAGUCACGAAGGGAACUUUCUAGGACGGAGGCUCUGGGGCUCAAGUCUCAUUAACAUAGCUAGUAGGGGCUGACUGCUCCAUCCCACCAAGACUCACCUCACUUCCAACACAGCAAAGUAGGCAGAGGGAAACCCCUAGGAUUGCAUAAAGUUAUAUGUGAUGGAAGAGCUUCCCGCUAUCACUGUUCUCCUGAGCUGUUUGGUAGGGAGAGCUGCAAAUCCCUUAAACAAAAUGGUCUCCCUGUCAGAAAACCACUAAACCAUUAGGACACAACUGAAAGUAUCACAGAGCACCCAGAGCAGCGAGUGCCGAAAGUCAGGACUGAGGUCUGUUGGCAGAGCAGUAUGGGGGCUUGGGACAGGAACAAGCAAGGGAAGAGUGCACUGGAUUGAGACUGAGCAGUCCUACAAGAGCUCUUCUGCGGAGACCUUGUAUAGUGCCCAGCUGCAGUGUACUUGUCAGGUGCCAUCAGUGUCUCACCUUCACGAGUAUUCAUUCCACACGAGACGUGUCUGAUCUGUAGCUCAGACCCUUAGACCCCAGAGCAAGGCUGAGAAGAGAGCAAGGAAGGUUGCAGGGACAGGAGAGUCCAUACCACACGGUCUUUUGAGGUUUUUAUUUUUAUACAUUUUUUUGUAUUAAAAAGGAAAAAGCAUAAUUACCACAAAUUACAAAGGACUAAAGCAUUACUAGAAUAAUGAAUCACAUCAGCCUAGAAAGCAGAUACUCUGAAUAAUAUUAAUGUUAUAAUACAAGCUCUCAUUCAAGUAUUUUACAUUUUUUUUGUUGUGGUUGUUUUUCUUUUCCUUUUAAAUGGGAUGAUGAUCCUGGCACACAAGUCAAGAUUAUGUACUAUUAACAGAAGAUGGAUCACAGAGUGGGUUGUAUUAACAAGAUUUUCCUCCCCAGUGAUGAGUGGUCUGAUAAGUCAUUUUAAAUUUGUCUCUACAAUAAAACGCAGCUGAAGAAGGUUGCAAAA
This is a messenger RNA of Chelonia mydas (Green sea turtle), 4364 nucleotides long. RefSeq names its product fatty acid hydroxylase domain containing 2 (gene FAXDC2). Gene Ontology annotation, molecular function: C-4 methylsterol oxidase activity; iron ion binding. Bases 1486 to 2640 code for a protein of 384 amino acids. The record is from RefSeq and is a predicted model, not a curated record. NCBI's taxonomy places the organism in Eukaryota, Metazoa, Chordata, Testudines, Cheloniidae. The transcript has 13 exons. Gene Ontology annotation, biological process: sterol biosynthetic process.